Messenger RNA from Pelobates cultripes (western spadefoot toad), 439 nucleotides. The record is from the annotation of a GenBank genome assembly. NCBI's taxonomy places the organism in Eukaryota, Metazoa, Chordata, Amphibia, Anura, Pelobatidae.
UCAGUGGAAACUUUUCUGCAAGAUUGGCAGAAAAGAUUGGCUUCUCUGUGCUUACCCUCCAUUUGCCAUGCUGCCCAAGGGGGCUCGCUGCCCAGGGGCAGAGCUGGUCCUCUUAACCCCAUUUGGGGGGACUCAUGGUUCCCUCAACUAUUGGAGAUGGCGGUGGAUGUUCCCAGGUGGCCCAUCCAGAUCUGCUUCGAUAACCGUCCGAACAUUGCUAUCCUCUCCUCCCGGAAGGUUCUCUGCCUCUGAUGGCUUGGCAGAUUUCGGGGGACCCUGGCAGGUCCUUGGAGUUUUGAACGCAGCUCGACACCUCCUGUCGGUCGGAUGGGCUCCCAGAAAUCAACGAUUAUAUUGGUCAGCUUGGAGAGCUUGGGCUGGCUGGUGCCUUGCUAGGGACGUGGAUCUCGAUUCAGCCCCUGUAAUGGCGAUUCUCUAA